UAUAGCUGCUGCCAUAACGAGAUCUGCUGUAUGACUACAUGUUAUUAUAGUCACGUUUUUUUCUGGAUAUCAUAGCCUACCUUCUAAAGUAACAUCAUGAACUCUAUGAGGGAAGUUGAUCUGGAUACAUACAGUUUGUCUUUACUUACGGCAAAAGAAGACAUCCUGAAUCCACGCUCGUCAACAAACUGGGCUUUAUUUACCUAUGAUGGAAUAAUGAACAGACUCAAACUGUCUGAUUCUGGAGUAGGUGGAUUGAAAGAGUUGACGGAUAAACUUCACCCUAGACGGCCGCUUUAUGGGAUGUGCAGGGUGGGCAAAGCUCAACCCCGCAUCGCUAUGAUAUUAUGGGUAGGAAAUGAAGUGGAUGAGUACCGCAGAGCUGAGUGUGCCAGUCAUUUACCAGCAAUCAGGGCCUUCUUUAAGGAAGUUCACAUCUUUCUUCCUGCCCACACUUUGGAUGAAAUCACAGAGGAGAGGAUCUGUACGCUGGCCUAUAAAGCUGCAGUGGUGACGCAGGGGCCGAGAGGGAGACCUGGCCGCCGGACAGAAGUCAGACAGGCCAUUGUGGGCACUAAUUACAAGCGAACAAUUGCAGCUGCAGAGAUCCAGAGAGAUUAUUUUUGGGCACAAGCGGAGAGAGAAGAGGAGGAAAGGAAAAAGGAGGAACAGCGGAGGGCAGCAGAGGACAGGAGGCAGAGAGAGAAGGAACAAUUGCUUCAGGAAAGGAGAGAUGCAAUAGAGAGAGAGAGGAGGAUGAAUGAAAAAGAACAUAAAAUAAAGGAGCAGAGGAGAAGACAGGCGCAAAUGGAGGCAGAGGCCCAGAAACGGGAGAACAUAAAAUGGGAGCACGAGGAAAGGGAGCGUGAAGAAGAGGAAAUUAGAGCUAGAUAUUCACGCUCUCAAUCAGAGGAAAAAGCUGCGGAGGCAGCAGCUCUGGUGUCGCAACGUGCUGUAAACCCCAGAGAGUUUUUCAGACAACUGUCCUUCUCAAAUGUCCACACAGCCUCCAGUCCCAGCUCCACAUCUCCAGUCAGGAGUCCCUAUAGACGACUGCAUCGCAGUCAGACGGACAAUAUCUUCAGUUUCAAUGAAUCACCUUCUUCUACACCUACAUCUCCAUACAGAUCAUCAAUGGUAUCACCUUACUUUCCAUCGACUCCCACAUCCCGGAGCCCAAUCCUUUUCACUAGCACUAUAGCUUCCUCGCUUCAGAAUGGUGCAGUGGUAUCUACCAAAAGCCAGAUCCAGCUAUCUUCACCUAAGACGAUGGAGCCACGGCUCCAAACUCAACCAUCACCUACAACUGAUGCAACUGCAUCUGAAAUCAAAACUCCUAUUAGUGAUAUACUAGACAGUCUGGUCUUUUAUCCACCUCCACCAACCCCUGAGCAGCUCCAACCAGAUGAAUCAGAGAUAGUGGACGAGUUUCCUCCACCUCCCUCUGGUUUUGAGAAUUCACCUGAACCAUCUGUGGACCAGCCUGAGACACUUGACGACCCCUUAGACCCUAUUCUUCCUCCAUCAUGUGUUUUGGUACCUGAGCCACCCACCAGGCCACUUCCUGCUCUGCCCGUUGCUCCACGAAUGCUGAAAGACCUGGAAGCGGAGAGGGAUUUUACUGCUCGGGCAUUGGUUAUAUCUACGGUUGAGGAGGAGGAGGAUGAAGGGAAUGGAGAAAAAGAGAUGAAAUAUGAGGGGAAAGAUGCAGUAGGGAAGGGAGGUGGAGAUCAGAGAGUUGAAACUGGAGAGAAGAAGAACAGAGGACAGGAGGAACAUGAUGGCAUGACUAUGGAAAAACACAAAAGUGAAAAAGAAUCAAAUGGUAAAAUGAUGGAGAGAUAUGAGAGUGGAAAAGAUGGGAAAAUGUUGGAAGAAUGUGAGAGCGAAGAAAAACAAGAUGGAAACAUUAUGGAAGAACAUGAGAGUGAAGAAGAUAAAGUUGGGAAAAUUGUGGAAGAAUUUGAGAAUGGGAAAAUUAUGGAGGAACAAGAGAGUGAAAAAAUAAGGUUAGAAUGUCUGCCAGAAAAAGAGCAGGAUAGGGAAAUUACAGAAAAACAUGAGGAAGAUCGAAAAUAUCUGGAAGAACAGGAAAAUGAAAAAAACAUAGAAGAAUAUAAGCAAGAUGGGAAUGUUGUGGAAGCAUUUGACAGUAAAAAGGAACAAGACAAGAAAAACAUGGAAGUAUUUGUGACUGAAAAAACACAAUGUGGGAAAAUGAUGGAUGAACGUGGGCAAGAAAAUGAGCAAGAUGGGAAAAUCGUAGAAAAAUGUGAGGAAGAACAUGAAAGUGAAAGGCAAGAAAAUGAGGAAGGUGGGAAAACUGCAGAAAAAUGUGAAGAAGAAUAUAAGAGUGCAAAAGAAAUUGAUGGAAAAAUGAUGGAAGAACAUGGAAGCAAAGAAAAACGAGAUGGGAAAAUUAUGGAUGCAUUUGACAGUGAUAAAGAACAAGAUGGGACAUACAUGGAAGUAUUUGAGACUGAAAAAUUACAAUAUGCGACAAGGAUGGAAGAAUGUGGGCAGGAAAAUGAGCAAGAUGGGAAAACUGAUGAAAAACAUAGUAAAAAUCUGGAAGAACAUGAAAGUGAAAAAGAAGAAGGUUGGAAAGUUGUGGAAGUAUUUGUGACUGAAAAAACACAAUGUGGGAAAAUUAUGGAUGAACGUGGGCAAGAAAAUGAGCAAGGUGGGAAAAUCGUAGAAAAAUGUGAGGAAGAACAUGAAAGUGAAAGGCAAGAAAAUGAGGAAGGUGGGAAAACUGCAGAAAAAUGUGAAGAAGAAUGUAAGAGUGCAAAAGAAAUUGAUGGAAAAAUGAUGGAAGAACAUGGAAGCAAAGAAAAACUAGAUGGGAAAUUUAUGGAUGCAUUUGACAGUGAUAAAGAACAAGAUGGGACAAACAUGGAAGUAUUUGAGACUGAAAAAUUACAAUAUGCGACAAGGAUGGAAGAAUGUGGGCAAGAAAAUGAGCAAGAUGGGAAAACUGUAGAAAAACAGUAA
Molecule: messenger RNA, 2994 nt
Organism: Sinocyclocheilus anshuiensis
Lineage: Eukaryota; Metazoa; Chordata; Actinopteri; Cypriniformes; Cyprinidae
Product: drebrin-like
Exons: 12
Coding region: 97-2994 (965 amino acids)
Biological process (GO): positive regulation of axon extension; positive regulation of dendritic spine morphogenesis; neuron projection morphogenesis
Cellular component (GO): cortical actin cytoskeleton; dendrite; lamellipodium
Molecular function (GO): actin filament binding
Source: RefSeq, a predicted model, not a curated record